This is a messenger RNA of Cryptotermes secundus, 4254 nucleotides long. RefSeq names its product leucine-rich repeat-containing protein 47. The transcript is spliced from 6 exons. Gene Ontology annotation, molecular function: phenylalanine-tRNA ligase activity; protein binding; RNA binding. Gene Ontology annotation, biological process: phenylalanyl-tRNA aminoacylation. The record is from RefSeq and is a predicted model, not a curated record. Lineage: Eukaryota; Metazoa; Arthropoda; Insecta; Blattodea; Kalotermitidae. The coding region runs from base 276 to 1883 and encodes 535 amino acids.
UAGUCAGGCUCGACAACAGGAAUAGUUACAUUGAUAAUUACUUUUCGUAUUUUCGUUAAUGCGUUUAAAGAAUUCGCUGCAAGGAAUCAUCAAAUACAUAUUGGAGAAUAUAACAACAUACAAGAAAAACGGAAAAUAGCGUAAAGGAAAGUGGAAUUUGGAGACUCGCGACUUGAGCAUAAAAGAAAGAGAGAGAGAGUGUGAGAGAGAGGAGAAUAAUUACCAAAAUUGUUACUGUGUGAGGUGGUAACACUGUCGCAAAACAGUACAGGACGAUGUCUUCAAACACGUGGCCAGAGAUUUUAAGUGCAAAAAGUGAAAAUCGACAUGAAUUAAAUCUUUCUGGAGCAGCAGUAUCAAAGAAAAUAGAAGAAGAUGGUUUGGACAAGGCGUUGUUUUCAUUUUCCGGUCUUAAUUACCUGUGUAUUAGCCAGACAUGCCUGGAUGUGUUGCCAGAAGAUAUUGGUAACCUAACAAAUUUGACAAAUCUUGUUUUGCAUUCGAAUAAAAUCCGGAAAUUACCUACCACUUUGGGAAGACUAACAAACCUUAAAAUGCUCGACCUCUCACGAAAUAAACUUGAAGCAAUUCCGAAUGAGAUUACACAGUUGUCACAAUUGUCGACUUUGAAUGUAUCAUCAAAUGUAUUAAAUGGUUUCCCAUGCAUGUCUGAAAAUACGAAGCUAAGUAUUUUAGAUCUAUCCGGAAACCAGUUUGAGGAGUUCCCAGACAUUUGUUACUCAGAUCUGGUACAUCUGGCUGAAGUGAAACUGAGUAGUAAUAAAUUAAAGGAAGUACCACCAGCUGUGAAGGAACUAAAUUCGUUGAAAGUUCUUGAUCUUGGAGACAAUAGUCUGACAUCUGUACCUGGUGAAAUUGCGGACAUACACAAAUUGAAAGAACUAAACCUGAAGGGAAACAAGUUAAGUGACAAGCGUCUAUUGAAAUUAGUUGACCAGUGCCACUCGAAGCAAGUGCUGGACUAUAUAAGGCAACACUGCACCCGCUCCAGCUCUGGGACAGACACUUCAGCUGCUGGCAAGGGAAAGAAGAGCAAAAAGAAGAAAGAACCUGCAGAUAGAAAUCAUGUAGAAGAAAAUGUGGGAAAACUGUGCCACAAGCUGGAGGUCACUCAUGUGAAGGAGUCUGUGCCGUCUGUCGUGCUAGAUGAAGCUGUGAAGGAUGUGAGACAGCAUAUAGUCUGCUGCAUCAUCACGGGCAUCAAUUUUGUGCAGCAUACAUUCAAGAAAUUCAUCCAGCUCCAGACAAAGCUGCAUGACACAGUUUGUGAGAAGCGCAAUGCAGCAACCAUAGCAACUCAUGACUUAGCUUCAUUGUGUCCUGGGAACAUUGUCUACACUGCCUGUCCUCCAGACAAGAUCAAGAUUUGUCCACUGGGAAGAGCAAAACAUCUAACAGGCUCUGAAUUAUUUGCUCAGCUACAGCAAGAAGCAGAUGAACUGCGAAAGGAAAAGAAGAGGAAUGUUUACACUGGUAUCCACAAGUACCUACAUUUGCUGGAACGAGAAUCUGUUUAUCCAUGUCUCAUGAAUGGGGGGCGUGUAAUCUCCCUGCCACCAAUUACUAAUAGUGACUCUACGAAGAUUUCUGAAAAUACUAAGUCCAUAUUUGUGGAGGUGACAAGUGCAACAUCACAGAGUGUGUGCCGACAUGUACUGGAUGCCUUGCUGCAUGAAACACUACUGCUUGGAAUCAGCUCCAGUGAGCCCCCAAGUGAGGGUACCACUUUGCAAUCAGCACACCACACUCUAACAGUACAACAAGUCAAAGUUGUUGAUAAAGCAGGUAAUCUUAAAGUUGUGUACCCAUCCAGGAGUGAUCUGAAUUUUGAAGAUAACACCAUAUCAGUUAUCCGGGAAUGAGGAGUGGUGUGAACGUGAUACUAUUUGCAGUCUCAUUGCUGUGAUGUAAGGUGUGAUAAUCACUUUUCUUAUUUAUGUACUGUUUUAUCACUUUAAAAGUUGGCACCCACAAGUUAUGAGAGUAUGAUUAUAAACGAGUAUUCAUUUAUGUGGCUAAAUUUUCCAUCUUGUCUCCUUCGAAUACUCCACAUAGGAGUUAGUACACCAAACCCCAUUAUUCUGCCACUGUUGGAAGAAAUUCUGAAAUUCUUCAUUUGUGAUACACCCAUUUAAAUUUUUCUAUAUGUCCAAAACAUUUAUUCAGCGUUUCUUUAUUUAUCUUUCGGAACAGGAUGAAAUCACAGAGCAAAGUUCAGAGACCAGGGGGAGGCAGGUAACUGCAGCCAUUUUUAUUUGUUGUCAUGAGCCAUUGAGCAGGUGAAUUUUCAUGAUGAACCAGUUAAUCUUCAUUUAGCAGUUUCUCCAUAGACAUUGCAGCACAGCUGUAUAAUAAUUGAUGAUGAAUUCGUGAUCCACAUCCCCAUCAGGAUCAGACAAAAUGGUUAUCAUGCUCUUUGACUUUUUUUUUAAUCUGAGCUUCUUUGGACAUGGUGAGGUUUCCAUCAUGAUGACUGCUGUUUUGUUUCUGAUUGUACCCAUAAACCUAGGUUUCAUAAUUUUUACUGACCUUUGGCAAGAAAUGUGCACUAUCUUAAAUAUGUGUUUCAAGAUUAUGACAUACAUAAGACACUUAUCCUUUCCUUCACGCAAUAACAGACAAGGAACAAAUCUGGUAUGAUAAAAUGCAUCGACAGUUUCUGUAAGAAGGAAUAAUCUUUUUGCACAAAUCAAGAAUAGUAAGAGACUUGUCCUAAUGAACCAAUACUCUGACUCUUUCAGAAUUUUCAUUCAUUUUGCUUGUGUGUGGCUGUUCACAGCAUUCUUUGUCUGCAUGGAAAUUUGUCCACUUUUAAUGUUUUCAGAAUCUGUUUCACAGGCUUGAAACAGAACCCACUGUUCCAUUGAUUUUCUCAUUUAAAGAAAUACUAGUCCUGAUGUAGUGUACAUAUUUUCAUGAAACAGCAUGAUGUAAUGUGACACGCAGAAUACAGAAUGAUGUAUGCAAAGUAAACUACUCAGGAAAAUAUAGUUUGUUACCACCUUGCUUGAAAAAGUCAUAUAUAUAUAUGCAGUUAUCAAUGGAAUCAGUCUUGUAACUUCUGGAUAAUAAGAUACAAUAGUUUGUAGUGGUAUAUUAAUACAAUUGCUGUGUUUUUGGAUGAUGGAUAAUGUUCAGAAACACAAUAAUUGUAUUAACAUCUGGAUAAGUUUGGCUCUGGAAAGUAAUAAUGAGUCAUAAUUCGCAAUUGAAAGUGGAAACUGUAAAUAGUGAGAGAGAAUUACUGAAGAUUUACUUGGGUUCCCUUCCGAGUGCCACUGUAAAGCCUGUACACAUUGCUACCACUUUGCUGUCAUUUUGUUCCCUUCUGUAAUAUCGUCUUGGAAUGUGAAUAACUAUAAAUGUAGAUUUUAUUCUUUGGGGAGAGGGGAGUGUUCAGAAUUGUGUUCGUAAUUUGUUGCAAGAGUCCAGUUUUAUUACUGCCAGUUAAUACUGACGAUAAUUUAUCUGAAACUGCAUUUUCAUCAACAUUAACAAGUAUUUUAACAAGGUUUUACAAAAGUGUGUGCGUAAUUUAUUCCAAGAUGUUUGUUCCAGUCCAAAAAUUAAAAUUAAGUCCGCUGAUGAUGUGUAUAAAACUCGUUAAUUUUAAGCUUAACGAGUAAAAUGGGAUCUUGUAAUUAUCUUCCUAGUAACAGUGUAAUCAUUGCUCUCUUAUAUCCUAAGCGUCAGUUAUAUACUGGCAUAUUUUCUAAUCACAGAAAUUUCUCAUUUACAUGUUCUAUAUUUUUCUUCCCUUCACCAUAUUUUCCUUGUGUUCUUAUUAGUGUUUUCCAUACUAUUUGGUCUGCCUAAGGCACCAUUGAACAAAAUGUUAUUUUGUUAUUACAUUAAUUUAUAAGUUUCCUUUUUGUUAUAUACCAGUACUGUAUUCAUAAUUGUGAUUACUCCUGUCAGGCAUAUAGUUCAUUGUUCGUGCAUUAUUUUAAAUAUCCUUUGUAACAUUAUGAGAGGGUAUUUUGUUAUUUUUACAUACUUUUGUUUCAAUUUUUGUAUGAGGAUAUGUGCUUCAUUGUUCUGGACUGGAUGGCUAUGGUCCUCCAUAUCACUUCCCAAAUCAUCUUGGGGGAGGCCUACUGAGCUUCCUCCCCAGUGGGUACUGGGGCUGUUUCCAUAGAGUAAAAGCAUCUGAAGAGUAAAGAUGACCAUUCAUCUCCAUCUUGAAGGUCUGUAAUACGAGGGGGGACCCAAAAAUAACCGGAAACGACCUGU